Molecule: messenger RNA, 929 nt
Organism: Mangifera indica (mango)
Lineage: Eukaryota; Viridiplantae; Streptophyta; Magnoliopsida; Sapindales; Anacardiaceae
Product: auxin-responsive protein IAA31
Exons: 5
Coding region: 174-803 (209 amino acids)
Biological process (GO): regulation of DNA-templated transcription
Cellular component (GO): nucleus
Molecular function (GO): protein binding
Source: RefSeq, a predicted model, not a curated record
UAGAAGAGGCGUGGAGAUGUCGGCCACCCUGGGGACAAAUGAAGCCCAAGGGGGGUCUCCUGCUGAAGUUGAAGUUGGUUGGUUGUUGGAUUGACCAGAUCCAUCUCUUCCCACCACCCCGCACGUAGUACUCAUAUAGUGUAUGUGUAGCUAGCUUCAAAGGGUAAGAGAUAAUGGAGCAGCACCAGGUGGGUGAUCACUCAUGUCCAUCGUCAAUAGAUAGCAGCAACCACCCUCCUUUCCCCUCUUCUUCUGGUGUUUCAAGCAAUAUUAAAAGAGAUUUGUGCACUGAUCUAAGAUUAGGUCUCAGCAUCUCACCCUCCACCACCCAUGAUAAUGACGACUGUUCCACUUCAAAUCAAAAACUUUCUCACUUGCUGGAGUUUGAUAUAACUAGUUCAUCCUGGGCGCCAAUCAAACGAGUGUUAAGGAGUAGAGUUGCAGAUAAUUACGUGCAGGAGCAGGAGCGGCAUGACAAUAGUGCAUCUUUGUUUGUGAAGGUUUACAUGGAAGGAAUACCAAUCGGUAGAAAAUUGGAUGUGUAUGCGCACGGUGGUUACAAGGCAUUAAUAUCAACUCUUGCAAAUAUGUUCAAGACCAGCAUUCUGUGCCCAGAUAUGGAUGGUGUUCAUUGGAAUAAUAUUAGACAAGAGAAACAGCAUGUUUUAACUUAUGAAGACAAAGAAGGAAACUGGAUGAUGGCUGGAGAUGUUCCCUGGGAGAUGUUCCUUCCCACUGUGAAAAGACUAAAGAUAGCAAGAGCAGACAGAGAUUAUUCAUUCCUCAUCAUGCAGCAACAGUAGUCUCUUAUUUGGUAUAUAUAUGUAUACACAUACCCCAAUGUAAUGUAAUUAAUUGCAGAAGCAACAAAUGUAUUUAUUCAUUGCCAUGCAAUUGGGCUUUGAAUGCAGGUCACCAUCAUUUCUCUC